This is a messenger RNA of Rosa chinensis, 1617 nucleotides long. RefSeq lists its product as uncharacterized. The transcript is spliced from 8 exons. The record is from RefSeq and is a predicted model, not a curated record. Gene Ontology annotation, biological process: mRNA processing. NCBI's taxonomy places the organism in Eukaryota, Viridiplantae, Streptophyta, Magnoliopsida, Rosales, Rosaceae. The coding region runs from base 1054 to 1446 and encodes 130 amino acids.
UCAUAUCAUAUGCCACCACGACACUCUCUCUCUCUCUCUCUCUCUCUCUCUGCGUGACUCUGCCUCCCCACUGCUCAUCCAGUCGUCUUCAGCCUCCAGCCCACGGGUUCUCUCUGUGCGGCAAAGACCCUCUCCGUCUCAGCGUGUCUCCUCGAUCGUUGAGGCGUCGAUGGCCGUUUCUACACUCGAUGGUGACGAACUAACGGUGGUAACUCGGCUCUUACUUUUCAAUCGAUCUGUAUCACAUGAACAUCUCGACUACUUUCUGGGUUUUCAGUCGAAUAGCCUCGAAGUCUUGAACUUGGUUGCUCUCUUCCUCAAGCAGCAAAGCAGAUAGCCUGAAACAAGCUUGGUUAGUUGCUGAAAUCAAGCUUGGUUAGCUGGUUCUGAAAUUGGCAUUCAACAAUUUAUGUUCUUAAAUUGUUCUUUUGUUGCUGAUAUUGCUUGCUUUUAUGUUUUGGGGUUUACUUUCGAGUUUGUGAGGAGUAAAGAUUGAUUCUUUUCUCAUGUAAAUUGAGGGGAUUGAUGGGAGUUUGAAGAAAUGGGGUUUUUGUUGUUAGUUAAAACGGGCUGUGUGUCCUGCUGAACAAAGUUUGAGUCUUUUCUCAUGUAAAUUGAGAGCCCUGAAGGGAAUUUGAAGAGAUAGAAGAGUGGAUGGUAAAGCUUCAAACUGUUAUUUGGUUGGAGGGCAAUAUCGACAGAAUGAAUCCUCUGCAGAUUUCAACUACUCCACAGGAUUAUGGUAUGUAUCUUCUGAUAUCGACAUUGAUAAUUGUGGGAGAUGUGUGGGUUCUUUAAUUGAAGGAAGGAACCAAGUAUAUUCUUUAGAAAACAAGUUCAUCUCCAAAUUCAAGUAGGCAUAGAGAGAUAUAACACACAACAUCAGAGCAUAAUUUCUUGCAUCUUUGGUUCUCGGAUUUGCCUGUGUAAUUCAUCAAGUGCAAGAGGCCUCCAAGUACAAGGCCCUUCACUGUCAUCAAAAACAGGAAGUCUUUGUUUGAAGAUUAAGAAGCACAUUACUAAUACAAGUAAGAGGCAUUGAAAACUUCCAGAAUGCACAGUAUUAGUUGUGUCACCUAUGAAGCCAGAUUCCUCUGCUUCAACAAUUCUGUAGACAUGAGGAAGGGGAAUAUGGAUUUUUUGCAUCCAUGUACUGCUAAUAGAGUAACUGAGCGUCCCGGGUUUAAAGAUGAAGUUCUUAUCAACUUCAUUCAUGGUCUUUUGGAUGUAAAGGUGCUUACUCUUGAGGAGCCUGAACGUGGUCUUACCAUCGUCAAGCUAACGCAUGUGGAUUUUCCUGAAGAAGACAGUGCCCAAUAUUUCAGUGGCAGUCCAUCACAUCCAACAGCAAAUGAAGCUUCCACUAACACAAAAGAAACUUCCAAGCAGAUUAACCAAUGGAUGACACUGAUGAAGAUCUCAUGUACUGAUUGGUUCAAACUUUGAAUGUAUAAUAUUUUGCUAAGAACUAACCAUAUUUGUCAGUUGUAUAUAAACGUCUUGGGUGCAACAUCUUUCUUUUGGUCAAUAGAAUAUCAAAUUUUUGAAAACUGUAAAAUGUGAAUGAUAAGAUUGGUUAAAACACCCGCCCUUGCUCAAAAACUUCUAUUCUUUUUU